AACUUAUGCCAGAACUUCCAGAAGUAGAAAGAGCAUCCAACCUCAUCAGGACCGUUGGUCUAGGCAAGAAAAUUAUUCGAGUCGAGUCAUUUGAAGAUGCCAUCGUAUACUCCGGCACUACUCACACUGAAUUUGCUCGUGAAUUGACUGGAAGGACGAUAGAUAAUGUCGGACGUUACGGCAAAGUAUUCUAUCUCGAAUUGAGUAGUGGCGGUCGAAUGCCCGUCAUGCACUUUGGCAUGACAGGAAUGCUGCAGGCCAGUCGAAGUUUUGUCAAAGGACAAAUGGCAACGUACUAUAGAGAGACACCAAGGAAGGCAGACACAGACUGGCCUCCACGUUUCGCCAAAUUCAUACUGCACCUAGAACCUAUGUCUGACACUGGUCCGACGGACAUCAUAGAGCUAGCUUUCCUAGAUGCUCGCAGGCUAGGCCGAAUACGUUUAUGUACCUCGCCAACGAAAGAACCGCCAAUCUCUGAGCUGGGAUUCGAUCCAAUUCUGUCAAUGCCGUCCUUGGAAGAGUUCCUCAAGCUGGUUGUAAAACGGUCUUGCCCAAUCAAAGCGCUGCUUCUGGACCAAUCUUUCAGUGCUGGCGUUGGCAACUGGGUAGCUGAUGAAAUAUUAUAUCAUGCUCACGUUCACCCAGAGCAGAGGUGCAACACGUUGACGGAGGAGCAAGUGGCGGCCCUGCGCGACAAGAUGGUCUAUGUUUGUGAAACGGCAGUCGAAGCGAACGCAGAUGACACAAAAUUUCCUGACAAUUGGCUUUUUAAACACCGUUGGGGUAAAGGAAGAAAUACUGCACAUAAUUUGGCAUUGCCGUCUGGUAAACCUGCCACAAUCAAAUGGAUAUCGGUAGGUGGACGCACUUCCGCAUUCGUAAUUGAACUCCAAACUACUCCUACCGGGCCUGCGACAGGUAAGAAGAGGACCCAAAGGGGGGGAAAGGUACGUGCAUACCACCAAGUCAGCACGUUCCCUUUUUCAUCUCUCCAGAGAACGAAGGUAGGGGAAGACAGCGACUUGCCUCCUUUAACGGAAUCAGACUCUGAAGAGCGUCCCAUCAAACGCCUGACCCGAUCUCAUCGCCAGAAAACCGG
This is a messenger RNA of Guyanagaster necrorhizus, 1102 nucleotides long. RefSeq lists its product as uncharacterized. The transcript is spliced from 10 exons. The record is from RefSeq and is a predicted model, not a curated record. Gene Ontology annotation, cellular component: nucleus. Lineage: Eukaryota; Fungi; Basidiomycota; Agaricomycetes; Agaricales; Physalacriaceae. Gene Ontology annotation, biological process: base-excision repair. Gene Ontology annotation, molecular function: DNA-(apurinic or apyrimidinic site) endonuclease activity; zinc ion binding; DNA N-glycosylase activity. The annotation marks the transcript as partial.